AUGGAGGUUAGCAAGAUGCACAAGGAUGAGAUGAGAGCAGCGAUUAACCAAGGGAUAACAGAAACUGGGGGAAGAGCGCCUCCAAGAGCUGCUGAGAACUGGACUGAGUGCGGCUGGGAGGGUGAGCUGAGAGCACACUGUAAAGAGGUGGUUAAGGAAAAAGGACCAGAGCAUGUUCCUGUCGAUGACUUGGUGGCUGAAAUCACGCCAAAAGGCAGGGCCCUGGCAUGUGACAAUGUAAAGACGGAACUCUUACGAAGACUAAGAACAUUCUUUGCUCAGCAUGCCAGCCUUCAAGGGUGA
This is a messenger RNA of Psammomys obesus (fat sand rat), 303 nucleotides long. Its product is annotated as transcription and mRNA export factor ENY2-like. Lineage: Eukaryota; Metazoa; Chordata; Mammalia; Rodentia; Muridae. The transcript has a single exon. The record is from RefSeq and is a predicted model, not a curated record. Gene Ontology annotation, biological process: regulation of transcription by RNA polymerase II; poly(A)+ mRNA export from nucleus; positive regulation of DNA-templated transcription. The coding region runs from base 1 to 303 and encodes 100 amino acids. Gene Ontology annotation, molecular function: chromatin binding; transcription coactivator activity. Gene Ontology annotation, cellular component: DUBm complex; SAGA complex; nuclear pore.